Canariomyces notabilis is the source of this 1958-nucleotide messenger RNA. RefSeq names its product amidase. Lineage: Eukaryota; Fungi; Ascomycota; Sordariomycetes; Sordariales; Chaetomiaceae. Bases 207 to 1958 code for a protein of 583 amino acids. The record is from RefSeq and is a predicted model, not a curated record. The transcript has 2 exons.
GCCGUAUGGGUGCCAUUGCUGCCUACACUGGACCAACAUGCGCGCCAAGAGAUUGCUCACCCAAUGGAGUCUUUCCUGAAGUUUUGCAGGAAGCUACUCCGUACCUGUUGCUUCCUUUCACAGAACCAACAACAGGCACCUCAGUCAUGAAUCUCACAAUAGCAGUCAUGCAUCAAUGAUUAUACUCCAACUUCAAGCCGCCCAGAAUGCCGCCAAAGAAGAAGGUGCGACGUGCUAAAACAUGGCAACAAGUUGCCGAGGAGGCACAACGACACCGCGAUGGUACCCUCACCGCCUUCAGCCACUGCCUCAAACUAGAGGAGCUUGAGCAGGCCAAGGCAGCUUCCUCGAACGCAACCCAGCUCCCAGCCCAGAUGCCCUCCGUUGAAGAGGCCACGCUGGAAAUCACAGCUCUGAGCCCAAAGAGCCUCGCCAAAAAGAUCGCCUUGGGCGUCCACACGGCAUCAGACGUGGUAUCCGCCUUUUCAACGACCGCCGCAAUCGCCCAAAAGGCCGUGAACUGCCUCACCGAGCUCCUCCCGUCGCGCGCCACCACCCGCGCAGCGGAAUUGGACAGACACAUAGCAGCCACCGGUAAGCCCGUCGGGCCUCUGCACGGGCUGCCCAUCAGCGUCAAGUCCCACAUAGGCAUUGCCGGCUGCCAGGUAGCCGCGGGCUACAUCGCGUGGUACGAUGACCCAACCCAUGUCGCGGCGCGCGACGCGCUCGUGGUGCAAUGCCUCGAGCGCGCCGGCGGCGUCGUACACGCGCGCACCACCGAGCCCCAGAGCAUGAUGCAGCUCGAGUGCGCCAGCAACUUGUACGGCCGGACGCUCAACCCGUACAAUGUCAAUCUUUCCUCGGGCGGUUCGUCGGGCGGCGAGGCCGCGUUGCUGGCCAUGCGUGGCAGUGUUAUUGGAGUCGGCAGCGACGUGGGCGGGAGCAUCCGGGUGCCCGCCGCCGCCUGCGGCGUGUUUGGCCUCAAGCCGACCGCGUUCCGCGUCCCGACUACGGGCUGGAGCUCGACGCCUCCCGGUGCGGAUCCUAUACCUACGGUGCUCGGUCCGAUGAGUUGCAGUUUGGAGGGCAUCGACAUGUUCAUGGAUGUUGUGCUGGCCUCGGAACCCUGGAAGGUGGAACCGGCGUUGGUGCCGUUGCCGUGGAGGACGGUGGAUAUUGUACCUAGCCCGACUCGGCCGCUCCGUAUUGGAGUCGCAGUAGAUGACGGGGUAGUAGUCCCCCACCCGCCCAUCGUUCGGGUGCUGGAGGAGCUCUCGAAGAAAAUGGCCGCCCUGGCGCAUGUGGAGGUGGUGAAGUUUCCCCUGUACAAACUGGACGAAGCGUGGGCAAUUGGAUCGAGCUUGUAUUUCACCGAUGGUGGAGAGGCUGACAUCGCUGUCAUGAACCGGUCAGGGGAGCCCAUGCUGCCGCUAGUACACUGGAUUCUCAAGGAGAACCCGGCAGUGAAGAAGCUAACGAGGGAGAAGCUGGAGUAUUGGCUGGAAGAGCGAGAAGAGUACCGGAUCGAGUAUGCCGAACACUGGAACCGCACCGGCCGUUUGGACGAGGCGACGGGCAGUUGGGUCGACACAGUUGAUGCAUUGAUCUGUCCAGUUGCGCCGGGUGUGGCCACAUGCCAUGAUACGGCCAAGUAUUGGACAUACUCAGCCGUGUGGAAUCUGCUCGACUACCCCGCGCUUGCGUUUCCAGCUGGGACGGCGGACAAGGAACGAGAUGUUCAGACUGGACGUGCGGACUUCAAAAGCUUCCAUGACCGGAAGAAUUGGGAACUGUACGACGCCGAGGUCUUCCAUGGCAUGCCAGUGGGCCUGCAAAUACUUGGUCGACGGUUUGAUGAUGAAAAGAUUGUAGCCAUUCUCAAAUACUUGCAGGACCAGGGGUGUGUCGGGCACGACCAUGGCCCUUUCAAUCCCAUCUACUCACCGGUGGAGACGUGA